AUGACAGUGAACAUGAUUCGAUACUGUGCUGUGACUGUUAUUUUGUUAAUUAGCAAUUGUGAUGGGUUUAGGAGAGCUUUUGACCAUGAUCUGUAUAAAAAUGUUUUGGAUCCUGAAAUAUGCCAGAAGCAGCUGGACAUAUUAUCAAACACCAAUCUUGGUUUACUAUUUCUGGACGCCAGUGGGAAAAUUCCCAAUGGUAUAGCGUCAUCAAACUUGAACGACCUCGGUGACUAUUACCAGUGUCUAGGCAUUGAUACUCAUGUCAAUGGUACAAAUAUAAAAGGUAAAUACAGUGCUGUAUUGAUACCUCUCAAUCAAGAAAUACAAAUACCACAGCUCCCACCAAUACCGGAAAUUCCGGAAUUACCAGAAAUACCAGGACUGCCAAAUAUUACUUUGCCACCGCUACCCACCGAACUGAUAAAAAACCAUCAAGACUAUUCCAAUCUACAGAGAUGGGCUCAAAUUAUGGCUGUAGGCGAUGACAGAGUUGUUGUUGAAAAACAGGAUGUCAACACGAGGAUAUUUCCCAUGUUUAUCGCAGCUCAAGGCCGAGCGAUGUUGGGCAUUUGCGUUCCUAGAGUGUGUACAUCGACAGAAACCGUCAAUUACUUCCAAAGUCGGAUUCCAUUCCUCAACUUCACCUUCAUUGAACAUUAUUAUCGUCUGCCAGAUGACCGACCGUUUGCACCAGCUGAUUAUGUUGCAUUUGUGAUAUUUUCUAUAAUUGGAGUCCUGACUAUCUCCAGCACCAGUUAUGAUUUAUAUAAUGUUUUUGGAGUCAAAAGGCGUCCGAAUAAAAUGUUCACUAGCUUCUCAGUAUUUACAAACACGAAACGCUUCCUGACUUUCAAUAGUAGUCCCGGUGCCUUGGAGUGUGUUGAUGGCAUACGGGCGAUAUCAAUGAUGUGGGUCGUCGUCGGGCAUACCUAUUCAAUGACCUUGCUAGGUUUUGUACACAACAUACAAGAAGUCCUCGGGUGGAUGAGAUUAUUCACAAGUACUUGGGUCAAUUCUGCACCAUUGACAGUAGACACAUUCUUCUUACUGAGUGGCAUCCUGGCAGUUUAUAGCACUAUCGGGAAAAUAGGCAAAAGACGUUUUGUGAGAACCGUUCACCUGUUCUACAUCAACCGUCUCUUACGUAUGUUUCCUCUCCUCGCUAUCGUCAUACUGCUCCAGGCAUCUGUUUUCAACUACGUGUCUGACGGUCCCUUCUGGCAGAACAUGGCUCAUGCAACUGAAAAUUGCAGGCGAUAUUGGUGGUCCGCUUUACUUUAUGUUCAAAAUUAUGUAAAUCCUCUUGAAACAUGCUUAGCGCAUACUUGGUACCUCUCUGUUGAUACUCAACUAUAUAUAUUUUCACCGCUGAUAUUGUUUUGGUUGUUUGGGUCACGAAAAUUUGCGUGGGCUGCUCUCUGCUGUAUUCUACUACUGUCAUUAGUAUCAUCUUCCGCGUACAGCUUCAUUCAUGAUUUUAGCGCUGCUCUUGUCCAGCCCAACCGGAUAGCAGAGUUUGCUGAUUACAUGCAAACAUACUACAUAAAUACAUUAGCUCGAGCUCCGCCAUUUUUCGUUGGAAUGAUUUACGGGUACAUUCUUCACCUAUAUCGCGGGAAGAAAGUCAAAAUUUCAAGGGGAGUAGUCACCGCUUUAUUUUGCAUGGCGUUUGCCCUGAUGUCUUUCUGCGUUUUCUCGAUUUAUCCAGUGAUGCAACUCGACUGGACUUACCAAACUUUUGACAACUUCUUAAACGCCUACAUGAGGUCAUUGUGGUCUCUUAGUCUCGGAUGGAUUAUUUUCGCUUGUGUCCAUGGAUAUGGAGGUCCUGUGAAUUGGUUUCUAUCAUUAAGCAUGUGGAAAUUACCAGCUCGUUUGUCUUAUGCUAUGUAUCUUAUCCAUUUACCUAUUAUAAUGAUAGCAAAUAGUAGCUGGACGCAAACCUACUUCUUCAGGAACGGUCAUGUUCUGUACCGAUUCGUGUCUGACCUGACGUUGACCUUCAUCGCUGCCUUCAUUUUGUGCAUCCUGAUUGAUGCGCCCUUCUCCACAUUGCAGAAACUUCUAAUGGGUGGAGGUAGAGCGAGGCCGCAAGCUAAUAACAUGAAACCAGAAUCUCAGCCGAGCAUCGUAGAGAAAACGACCCUCUAA
Molecule: messenger RNA, 2154 nt
Organism: Diatraea saccharalis (sugarcane borer)
Lineage: Eukaryota; Metazoa; Arthropoda; Insecta; Lepidoptera; Crambidae
Source: the annotation of a GenBank genome assembly